Seminavis robusta is the source of this 678-nucleotide messenger RNA. The record is from the annotation of a GenBank genome assembly. NCBI's taxonomy places the organism in Eukaryota, Bacillariophyta, Bacillariophyceae, Naviculales, Naviculaceae.
AUGGCGCGAAAGAAACAGAUCCAUUCAUUUGACAGCAGUUCUGACAUGUCGACAUCAUCUUCUUGUUACAAUAGCGUUGCCACUCAAACCAGCCACAGCAGUAGCCAAGGAAACAGCGACGAAGGCAUCCCGAUUGCGAAGAAAAAGAAAUCAGGUCAAUGUUCGUGCGAGACCAAAGUGGACCCGCAAGAUGAUGUGUCCAUUCUAUCCAAUCGUCAAACACUUUUGGCAUGCAUCAUGUUCUUUGUGGUGGGGGUGUACAGUGGUGUUGCCUAUGUGGGCUGGGUCCAACUCUCAUAUGGGUUUGGCGUGGAUCCGGAACUGGAAGAACGGUACUUGCCGUACGGUCCAUCCACAGUGAGAGCUCGGGAUGAUGUUGUGGCUGCACCCUUGAUUACAUCGCCAACAGCCACAGCUACAACCAAAAAGAGAAUUCAACUCAAUCGAGACAAUCGAAAACUGCAAAAGCCAAUGGUCUCCACUCUGUUUGGAAUUGAGUAUGGCAACGUCGUUGGUUCUACGGCUGCCGAUAGUACUGCUGCAGUAGAUGAUGAUGAUGCAGGAGAUGAAACAAAAACAUCGUCCUUUCAGAUCUCUUCCGACUGGUAUCGAUUGGCGUCCACUUCGGCUGUGUCUUUGACUCCAAAGCAAGUCUCCAUGAUUCAAGCCCUAAGAUAG